Messenger RNA from Elephantulus edwardii (Cape elephant shrew), 897 nucleotides. RefSeq names its product ketohexokinase (fructokinase) (gene KHK). The transcript has 8 exons. Gene Ontology annotation, molecular function: ketohexokinase activity. Bases 1 to 897 code for a protein of 298 amino acids. Gene Ontology annotation, biological process: fructose metabolic process. NCBI's taxonomy places the organism in Eukaryota, Metazoa, Chordata, Mammalia, Macroscelidea, Macroscelididae. The record is from RefSeq and is a predicted model, not a curated record.
AUGGAAGAGAAGCAGAUCCUGUGCGUGGGGCUAGUGGUGCUGGACAUCAUCAAUGUGGUGGACAAGUACCCAGAGGAGGACGCAGACAGCAGGUGCCUGUCUCAGAGAUGGCAGCGUGGUGGCAAUGCAUCCAACUCCUGCACCGUUCUCUCCCUACUGGGGGCCCCCUGUGCCUUUAUGGGCUCGCUGGCCCCUGGCCACGUUGCCGAUUACCUAGUGGCUGACUUCAGGCGGAGGGGCGUGGACGUGUCCCAGGUGUCCUGGCAAAGCAAGGGGGAGACCCCCUGCUCAUGCUGCAUCGUCAACAACUCCAGUGGCUCCCGUACCAUUUUGCUCUACGACACGAACCUGCCAGAUGUGUCUGCCAAAGACUUUGAGAAGGUUGAUCUCAAUCGGUUUAAGUGGAUCCACAUUGAGGGUCGGAAUGCAUCUGAGCAGGUGAAGAUGCUGCAGCGGAUAGAGCAGCACAAUGCCACGCAGCCUCGGGAGCAGGAGAUCCGGGUGUCCGUGGAAGUGGAGAAACCCCGAGAGGAGAUAUUCCAGCUGUUUGGCUAUGGAGAAGUGGUGUUUGUGAGCAAAGAUGUGGCCAAGCACUUGGGGUUCCAUUCAGCAGCGGAGGCACUGAGGGGCUUGUACAACCGUGUGAGGAAAGGGGCGACACUUGUCUGUGCCUGGGCUGAGGAGGGCGCCGAUGCCCUGGGCCCCGAUGGGCGGCUGAUGCAUUCGGAUGCUUUCCCUCCACCCCGGGUGGUGGAUACGCUGGGGGCUGGAGACACCUUCAAUGCCGCGGUCAUCUUCAGCCUCUCUCAGGGGAAGAGCAUGCAGGAGGCGCUGAGAUUUGGCUGCCAGGUGGCUGGCAGGAAGUGUGGCCUGCAGGGCUUCGAUGGCAUCGUGUGA